Messenger RNA from Zingiber officinale, 1001 nucleotides. RefSeq lists its product as uncharacterized. Lineage: Eukaryota; Viridiplantae; Streptophyta; Magnoliopsida; Zingiberales; Zingiberaceae. The coding region runs from base 75 to 659 and encodes 194 amino acids. The record is from RefSeq and is a predicted model, not a curated record. The transcript is spliced from 5 exons.
GCUGAGCCACUCGUUGGCACGAGAGGCUAAAGUUCAGGAGGGGGAUCGAAACCAGGGAAAAAGGGAUUUCCGGAAUGGCGUGCAGGAGCGUGGCGAUGCGGUCGAUGCUGCUCUCGGAGCAGCCGUGGCACCUCUCCCGGAGCGCAGUGCUCGCUUCUUCCUCUCCGAUUCUUCGGCGCCGAGGUAAGGCUUGGUUUGGAGCCUCCCCGAUUCGUUGCUCUCGCGGCGACUCGCCGUCGCCUACCUCGCCUCAGGACGAGCAGGGCCCGCCCCAGGAGGCCGUCCUCAAGGCCAUCUCAGAAGUAUCGAAGGCUGAAGGAAGGGUUGCACAGACAACCAAUGUUGUUAUUGGCGGUACAGUGGUUAAUGAUUCUACCGAUGAAUGGCUUGUUCUAGAUAAGAAGGUUAAUUCAUAUCCCACAGUCAGACGGUUUACUGCAAUUGGAACUGGUGGUGAUGAAUUUGUCCAAGCAAUGGUGGUUGCCGUUGAAUCUGUGAUCCAGGAAUCAAUUCCUAAGGGUAGGGUGAGUCAGAAAGUGUCAUCAAGGGGCAAAUACGUAUCGGUAAAUAUCGGACCUAUUCGUGUCGUCUCUAGUGAACAGGUGCAAGCCGUAUACAACGCCAUGAAGAGAGAUGAUAGGAUGAAGUAUUUCCUAUGAACCUCAUGUCUCUAAAGAAACGGAUCAUGGUUCGAUCUCAAUGCGGGCUGUCGACGCCAUUUCGGAAGAUCCCAGGUACUGAAGUCAUGCGAUGUUUACGUGGUUUAGUUAGCUCUUGCAGGACUGCUAAGCCCUUUCUGGUCAACCACGACCACACCAAUUCUUUCAGAUCGAGCCUUCAAAGGCUCUGACUCAUCCAAUUUUUGGGGAAUCAUUGACAAGGGGGGGAGGAAACUGUAGAAUAGAUUUGUGUUAGCUAAAUGUGAUUUAUUUAUCCCUCUUUAGAGAAGAACAAAAUAAAUAAGAACGUUUGCUUUUGUAAAGAAAAGAAUAUCUUUUUUU